Molecule: messenger RNA, 854 nt
Organism: Selaginella moellendorffii
Lineage: Eukaryota; Viridiplantae; Streptophyta; Lycopodiopsida; Selaginellales; Selaginellaceae
Product: glutathione S-transferase U20
Exons: 2
Coding region: 83-793 (236 amino acids)
Biological process (GO): glutathione metabolic process
Cellular component (GO): cytoplasm
Molecular function (GO): glutathione transferase activity
Source: RefSeq, a predicted model, not a curated record
UAGGGUUCCUCUGUUUAGAUUCCUCGAAUAUGCUUUCCAUGGCUACUUGAGCGAUUAGAAGUAGAAGAAAGGAGAAAGAAGAAUGGGGGAGGAGGGAUUGAAGCUCUUGACCUUUUGGUCGAGCCCCUUCGCGUGCCGGGUGAGGCUGGCGCUCGAUCUCAAGGGCCUGCACUACGAUCUCCAGGAGGAGGAUCUCUUCAAUGCCAAGAGCGCGCUGCUGCUGGAAUCCAAUCCGGUGCACAAGAAAAUCCCCGUGCUCAUCCACAAUGGCAAGGCGAUCUGCGAAUCCAUGAACAUCGUCGAGUAUGUAGACGAGGUGUGGCCGGAUCGCGGCACCGGAUUCCUCCUGCCGCGCGAUGACGCAUUCGCGCGGGCCACUGCUCGCUUCUGGGCGGAUUUCGUCGACAAGAAGUUCCUGAGCUUAACGGCGGCAUCGUUCAAGGCCGCGAUCUCGAGCGGCGAGGAGAAGGAGCGCGCAAACGAUGAGAUGAUCCAAGACAUGGUAGCGCUGGAGCGAUUUCUCGAGAGCCAGGGAGGCGUGUUCUUCAGUGGAAGCAACACGAGCAUGGGCUUCGUGGACAUCGCCGCCUCCUUUCUUCCAUGGUGGCUCCCGACGUACACGGAGAUCGGACGGCUCCGCGUGCCCGGCCCCGACACUUGUCCCCUCCUCCACCGCUGGAUCGCCGCGGUCAAAGACUCUCCAGAGGCCAAGGCCGCUUUUCCCGACCAGCAGGAACUCUUGGAUUUCACCAAAGUCCGCUUCGAGGAAGUGAAGAAGAGAUUUGCCCAGUAAGAAAGCUUCUCGAUCGAAGAGAUGGAUAGAAAAUAAUGGAAAGCAAAAACCUCUUCUAGUA